Messenger RNA from Oncorhynchus mykiss (rainbow trout), 3696 nucleotides. RefSeq names its product TOX high mobility group box family member 2. Gene Ontology annotation, cellular component: nucleus. The record is from RefSeq and is a predicted model, not a curated record. Lineage: Eukaryota; Metazoa; Chordata; Actinopteri; Salmoniformes; Salmonidae. Gene Ontology annotation, molecular function: chromatin DNA binding. Gene Ontology annotation, biological process: regulation of transcription by RNA polymerase II.
ACAUUGCAUUGAAUGCAGACAUCCUCAUGCCUUUCGGCUUGGCACACUAAAUAAAGCAAAUGGAACCUUUGGUACGCAAUAUACUGUAUAGGCUAAUCUGUGUGUGCUUUAUAAUGCAGAGCCCUGCACACUACUACAUUGCUAAUCUGAAACGCGCAGUUGCAGAAAGGAGAGCGGUUGCCAAGGCAGCCACCAACCUCCCCUCCCCCCUUUCUCUCCAUUCCUCUUUCCCAUUUAUUAUCAGUAGAGGUCGCAUGGCAUAUGGUGAAGAACAGUCCAACCACUUCUCUGUCCUCGAACCAUUGCCUGGAAUCAAUGCAUGAAUAUGCACCUCCGUCACAAAGCCUGUGGAGUAUGAGAACAACGGGAAAAAACAAACAUAUUCAGAGGGCUCAUCUUAUGCUUUUUUAAAUAAACCAAGGGGGAACAUUUUAUUUCAUUUGUUCUGGAGUAUGCCUAACUUAAUAGUAUAACUAAUCUGCAUAUGUGCUGUUAUUUUUGUUCUACCGUUAAGUGAUAACUGUUUUGGUUCUCCAAAGCGGACGCGCUCUAGUAAGCGAAAAAAAGGACUGUUCAUCACUAGGACGCGAGUUGGUGCAGAAGUUCGACCGCAAACGGAUGUGAGGGAAGAGUGCACAGAGUGCACAGAAAACUCAACCCCUUUUUAUUUCUUUACUUCUUUCUUAUUUUGUUUGGCUAAGCAAUAGAGUGAGUCAAAGACACUGAAACGGAUUUCAUGCCGUCAGUCUCGCAGAACCUGAUAUGGACGUGAGAUUUUAUCCUGCGCACCCGUCAAGUGUGGGUUCUGAUCCAAGUUGUCUAAGCUCGUUGGACUUUUACCACGCGAACAAGUUAAUGUCACCUCUCCCGGCUAUUACUGACAGCUUCUAUGACACCUACCACCUAUUGACAGUAAUAAGCAUCCUCAACCACUGAGAACUGACCGACACCGGAAGUUUGGACAGGCCCGGUACGGUGUGGGUGAACGAGGAAUUCGGCUCCUCCACGGUACCCCACCCCCAGGCUCCAACCCAGCUGGGAAAAGACUGCCCACUGCUGGGUUUGAUGGUGACAACAUGUACAUGAAUGACAAUAACCAGGAGUUUCGGUCACCAAGCCAGAACUACUCCAGUCAAGGCCGAGGAAACAACAGCGGAGGAGGAGGGGAUGAAGACUACGAGAUCCCCCCCAUCACACCCCCCAACCACGCUGACCCCUCUCUGCUUCACCUCAUGGACCCCGAGUCGGGCUACACCUUCCACUCACUGCCCCACAAUGGCCUGCUCAACCCCUAUUCCUACCCAGAGCUGCCUGCUGCCCUCAUGAUGUCCAAUAUGCUGGGCCAGGAUAGCCAUCUUCUCUCGGGUCAUAAUAUGCACUCGAUAGGGGAGAAGCGGCCAUCCUCGGAGAUGAUGAAGCCCAAGCCCAAACCGCAGAAGAAGAAGAAAAAAAAGGACCCCAACGAGCCAUCGAAGCCCGUGUCGGCCUAUGCCCUCUUCUUCAGGGACACCCAGGCGGCCAUCAAGGGCUCAAACCCCAACGCCACGUUCGGGGAUGUGUCCAAGCUAGUGGCCUCCAUGUGGGACAGCCUGGGGGAGGAGGCAAAACAGGCGUACAAGAGGAAAACCGAAGCAGCCAAGAAAGAGUACCUGAAAGCCCUCGCCACGUACAGAGCCAGUCUCGUUUCCAAGCCCUACAAUGACCCUGUCGAACCAAAAAGCUCCCAAAGCAGCCAGCCCUCACACAUGCUGCCCCCCAAGCAGCCCCUGUACAGCGUGCCCCCGCAGGCCUCCUCCCCCUACGGUCUGGGCCCUGGCUCCUUCCCCUUGUCGGACCUGCAGAGCUUCGCCGGUCCGCCCCACCACGCCCUGGCCCGGACCCUUAGCCAAUCCCAGAUGCUGCCGCCCAGCAUGAGUGCCUCACCCCCCUCCCCCUUCCAGAUCAGCCCACCCCUCCACCCCUCCCAGCUCGCCCUGCACCAGAGUUCCCUGCGCAUGCAGCAGGUUCAGUCGCACUCAAUGGGGCUCCAGGGGUCUCUGCACUCACCUCCUCUCAGCCAACAGGGUUUCUCUCACAUUCAGGAUUACCAGAACAGUGUGGGGGGGUCCCAGUCCCCGGGGGCGCCCAACCCAGGGCAUGGACAGAACCCAGACUGGGACGGCGAGUACUGCAACCGGGACUGUGGGCCCAACCAUUGCAGCAGUGGCAUGGGAGCUCGGGACAAGCCUCUCUACCUCACUUGAAGCUGACGGACCUCCAAAAGUCAAGACUCCAGGGAGUUUACAAAUGUUCAUUAACAACAACGUCAAUGUAUCUUUCUCCUCCUUGUUUUUUUCUGAAGGAUUUUUAAAAUCCCAAAGACUGCUACUACUUCACAUAUUUGCCAAGCACUUAGACUGGACAGGAGCCUUGCUUCCUUUUUCCAUGAAUGUUCCAUUUUGUGGGGGGUUAAGCUUCAAGCUCACGUCAACAUACAGUACACGAAGACUAAAAAACGUCUCCUGCCUUUGUUUUGACAUUUUCAAAGUGUUUAAUUUCUCUCCUAUUUUGCUUUUCCUUUCGUCUUUCGUCCUCUCAGUUUUGCCAUGUACUGCCCACUUUCGGGAGAAACAAUACAGUAAGCAUAUUCAUUGUAGGGGUCUAGGUUAAGAUUCAGGACCCUAGAACCUAGUCACUUCACUAAGGGAGGAUACAACUAUUUCAGCAAAAAUAAAUAAAGCAAAAACACAAAGUGAAAUUAGAAAAAGACAACAUCCUUACGUCAACCCAGCUCCAAAUAAGAGCUUCCCCCCUUUUUUUUCAAAGUGAUUGUAAAUAUCUACCAAGAUGGAACCUGCCCCCCAAAGCCUAGAUGUGUGUAUCUAGCCACAAUCCCUUGCUUUUUUUUUUUUUUUUAAACAUUAUUUUGUUUGGUUAUGUGAUUUUUGUGCGUGCUGGAUUCAGUGAGGGAAUACACACACUAAAUCUUGUGUUAAAGCUCUGUUCACUGGUCUUGCUACUUUCUAGCCUGUCCUCAGGAUGUGACUGGACCGAAGAGGUCAAAGGUGAAACCUCUUCCUUAGUUUAAACCUCUCCUGGUCCAGCGGACAACACCCCCCUACUCCCCAGCACCACUUGUAUAGGUGAAAUAAAAAAAUGUUGCUAAAUGUGAAAUGUUACUAAAGAUAAAAGCAUAACAGUGGGUUUUAAAGUUUUUGACUAGUUUUAUUAGGUGUUUUAGAAAUUGUGUUGAAUUCUUCUUUACACUUUUUUGUGAAAAAAAUGUCAUUCUUAAAAAAAAAUGUUUUUCACUGUAGCACAAUUUCAGUUUAUAAGGAAUGGUCACUGGUAGAUAUUUCAUUUGUGUACAGACCUGCAAAAUGUACUUUUAAUUGUAAAGCCAGCGAUGAAAGAACCCAUUUAGUUUUGUUGAAUAACAUGUUUAUGGACGCAAUAUGGUCAUUCUAUUUAAUUCGAUUGACUGGUUUCACAUAUUUAUGAAUGAUAUGAAGUAACGUUUUGGCUUGUUUUCAUCAGGGUGCAUUAUUAUUAUUAUUAUUAUUAUUAUUAUUAAAUUCCAUGGUAAUUUGAAUAACUAUUAUUUGUACAUCACUUCUUGCUGGUGCAUUGGCUUUUUGCCAGCAUUUGGUUCAUUUUGUGUGGCGAUGCUUUUUUUUGUUUUCUUUUGUCAGUAAUAAAAUGUAAGUGGAAAAUAAA